This is a messenger RNA of Lotus japonicus, 1412 nucleotides long. Its product is annotated as peter Pan-like protein. Lineage: Eukaryota; Viridiplantae; Streptophyta; Magnoliopsida; Fabales; Fabaceae. The transcript has 7 exons. Gene Ontology annotation, biological process: ribosomal large subunit assembly; rRNA processing. The record is from RefSeq and is a predicted model, not a curated record. Gene Ontology annotation, cellular component: preribosome, large subunit precursor. The coding region runs from base 150 to 1208 and encodes 352 amino acids. Gene Ontology annotation, molecular function: rRNA binding.
ACUAUAUACAAAUUAGAAAGAAAUAGAUUUUGGUUCCCUAUUUCUCUUUGCCCUGCAACUCUGCAACGCCGCAAGACCGUAACCCUCACUCCUACCGGCGGCGGCGGCUGUUAUCUCUGUCAUAUUUCGCGGCGUCUCUAUCUCAAAACAUGAGGAAGCAGAAGAGUGGGGGGUUUAGGAGGCCUGUUGUCAUCAAGAACCAUAAGCAACCACAGCAGCAGCCAACUGUGGAUCCUAUCACAGGGAAGAAGAUCCCUAAGAGUUUUGUGUUUUCACGAGGGAAGUUGCCUGCUCCUCUCAAGCAGCUUCAGAUGGACCUCAGAAAGUUGAUGCUGCCAUAUACUGCUCUUAACCUCAAGGAAAAGAAACGGAAUAAUCUGAGAGACUUUCUGAAUGUUGCUGGACCUAUGGGCGUCACACAUUUCCUCAUAUUGUCAAAAACUGCUACUUCACCUUACUUGAAAGUCGCAACAACUCCGCAAGGACCUACUCUUUCAUUUAAGAUACAUGAAUACGCAUUGGCUGCUGACGUUGUUCGAUCUCAAUUGCAUCCUCGAUGCCCUAAAGAUCUAUUUAAAAAUUCUGCUUUGAUUGUGCUUUCUGGAUUUGUGAGUAGUGAUUUACAUCUAAAGCUUACAACAAACAUGUUUCAGAAUAUCUUUCCAACAAUUGAUGUCAAAACUGUUAAACUCACCUCUUGCCAAAGGAUAGUGUUGCUUAACUACAACAAAGACACGAAGCUCAUUGAUUUUCGGCAUUAUUCCAUAAGAUUACAACCUGUAGGUGUUUCACGCAGAUUAAGAAAACUUGUGCAGAGCCAUCAGGUGCCUGAUCUAAGGAAUCUCCAUGACGUGAGUGAUUUUGUCACAAAGGCUGGGUAUGGAUCAGAAAGUGAAGCAGAUGAAGAAGCAGCAACAGUGACUUUGUCUAGUGAUAUUGGUAGAGUUAACCGUGCUUCCACAAAAAGUGCAGUCAAACUUCAAGAGAUUGGUCCCAGGAUGACUCUUCAACUAGUUAGGAUCGAGAAGGGACUGUGUUCCGGUGAAGUCCUCUUCAGCGAAUAUGGAAAUCCUAGUGACAAAGGAAAGGGUGAUGAUGAGAUGCAGGACAGCGAGGAUGGAGAAGAUUCUGAAGGUAGUGAAGAUGAAGAUCAAGAUGGAGAAGAUCCAGAGGAAGCUUCUCUUGAAGAUGAUGAUGAACUUGAUUAGGAACAUGGUGGUAAUGGUGUGUAGUAUUCUAUAAGUUUAUGUAGUAGCUCCAUAACACUACAAUAACUGAAAGGGGCCAUCGGAAAAUUUUCGUUAAGUAUUCCGGUGGCUGUGGAGUGCAGCAAUUCAUUUGUUUAUGUUAAACUAUACAAAAUUUAGAGUAACCUCAUUCUAUAAAUUGUUAUUUUCCCGUUUUGAAGAGCU